AUGGCACGAACUUUCGAGACCAAUGGCACGAACUUUGCGGAUCGUGAGCUACAAUGCAGCUUUUGCUUGCUUAUGAACAACCCUUCCCUCAAAGAAAUCCUCGCGAAUGACGGUGUGAAGUGGCAUUUUGUGCCCCCGGCUGCACCACAUUUCGGCGGGCUUUGGGAGGCUGGCGUUAAAAGUUUUAAGCACCAUCUCAAGCGGGUGAUCGGUGCUCGUACUCUAUCUUGCUCAGAAUUCGUGACUAUUUUAUGUAAGAUAGAGGCGUGCCUCAACUCUCGACCGAUUUUGCCACUCAGCGACGAUCCGUCCGACUUUACCGCGUUGACGCCUGGUCAUUUCCUUAUCGGUCGACCGCUCACCAGCGUACCGGAGGAAUCAUUACUCGAAAUCAAUGCGAAUCGAUUGUCGCGAUGGCAACACGUGCAACUCAUGGUCGAACAGAUCUGGCGUUCUUGGUCGUCGGACUACUUACAUUCAUUGCAACAGCGCGUCAAAUGGACCGAAUCUCACGAUAAUCUCAAGGUUGACGAGUUAGUUUUACUAAAAAAACAACCUUCUUCCUCCUUCGAAGUGGAAACUUGCAGGGAUUCAACAAGUCCAUCCCGAACUUGA
This is a messenger RNA of Temnothorax curvispinosus, 615 nucleotides long. RefSeq lists its product as uncharacterized. Gene Ontology annotation, molecular function: nucleic acid binding. Bases 1 to 615 code for a protein of 204 amino acids. Lineage: Eukaryota; Metazoa; Arthropoda; Insecta; Hymenoptera; Formicidae. The record is from RefSeq and is a predicted model, not a curated record. The transcript has a single exon.